CCAGGCAGUCCAUACGUAUUUUACAGCUGUGGGGAGGAUGGUUUUGUCCAACACUAUGAUCUACGAAGUUGCUCUGCUACCAAGCUUUUCUAUUGCUCUUCAUUCGCAGAAAACAGCCGGUCUUCAAGUGUCGGGCUGAAUGCCAUGGUUAUUGACCCAAGAAAUCCUAACUAUUUUUCUGUAGGAAGUAGUGAUGUUUACGCACGUUUGUAUGACAUCAGAAAAUACCAAGUCAAUGCAUCAACUAAAGAAGGAAGCCCUGCCAACUACUUCUGCCCUCAUCACCUUAUCGGGAAAGACGAUGUUCGCAUUACAGCAUUAGCUUACUCCAACACGAGCGAGCUGCUCGUCUCGUACAACGAUGAUCUCAUAUAUCUGUUUCAGAGGAACAUGGGUUUGGGUCCGAAAUUCACACCUUCACCGUCAGAAGACUCGCCCAGACCGUCGGAAGCACAAGUUUUCUCGGGGCACAGGAACUUCCGAACAGUCAAGGGAGUCAACUUCUUUGGCCCAAAUGAUGAAUACGUCAUCAGCGGGUCUGACUGUGGCCAUAUAUUUAUCUGGAAGAAGAAGAGCUGUGAGGUCGUCCGUAUGAUGGUUGGCGACAGGCACGUCGUGAACCAGCUCGAAUCCCAUCCACUCAUCCCAGUGCUUGCUACCUGUGGAAUAGAGAAGAAUGUAAAGCUUUGGUCCCCCUCUUCAAAUGAUGUCACCCCUGUGCCUGAAAAUGUUCAAGAGAUAAUGGAAGGUAACCGGCAAGGCCGGGAGGACCAUUCCCGGGUGUCCUUCACCCCCGACUUGAUCAUGCAUGUUCUGCGACUCCACCGGAGGCAAGCACAUGUGUACGUCGAGAGAAGGUACAACAGAGAAGAUUCCGGAAGCGACGGGGAUGAUGAUGAUGAUAGGGAGGAGGGUUACCUCUUAGGAUUCUCAGAUGGUGAUCCUGCAGAAGAUGGAGAGAACCCAAGAGAAUGCAGCAUUAGCUAAACCUCUCAUUUCCCUGUUUCCACUUGAAAUAUUUCCCUUGUUAUGUUACUAUAUGUAAAAUGUGUGGGAUUUGAAUAAUUUCUAUACU
Molecule: messenger RNA, 1075 nt
Organism: Salvia miltiorrhiza (redroot sage)
Lineage: Eukaryota; Viridiplantae; Streptophyta; Magnoliopsida; Lamiales; Lamiaceae
Exons: 3
Coding region: 145-987 (280 amino acids)
Cellular component (GO): cytoplasm; Cul4-RING E3 ubiquitin ligase complex
Molecular function (GO): protein binding
Source: RefSeq, a predicted model, not a curated record